This is a messenger RNA of Cynocephalus volans (Philippine flying lemur), 1870 nucleotides long. RefSeq names its product prostaglandin reductase 2 (gene PTGR2). Gene Ontology annotation, biological process: prostaglandin metabolic process. Bases 259 to 1314 code for a protein of 351 amino acids. The transcript is spliced from 10 exons. NCBI's taxonomy places the organism in Eukaryota, Metazoa, Chordata, Mammalia, Dermoptera, Cynocephalidae. Gene Ontology annotation, molecular function: 15-oxoprostaglandin 13-reductase [NAD(P)+] activity. The record is from RefSeq and is a predicted model, not a curated record.
CGGUGAGUGGCGCGCGAGGGCCCGCGAGUACUGGGGCAUCCGGCGGCGGGCCGCACCGCUGCGGUAAGAGGCGUCAACUCCGAGCCGCGGUGACUUCCAAGUUUUUUCCCGGAGCUACUGGCGAAGCUGGCAUCAUUGCCCAGGACAGUAGGAUAGGGAAUGCUCGAGAAGCAAAAGCCGUUCUUUUCUCUCUCUCUUAACUGUUGAGUGGAGUUGUUUUCUAUAGGAAUCUUCUAAGACCACUGCACAAACAGGGUGAUGAUUGUACAAAGAGUGGUACUGAAUUCUCGACCUGGAAAAGAUGGUAAUCCAGUGGCAGAGAAUUUCCGAAUGGAAGAAGUCAGUUUACCAGAUAAUAUAUGUGAAGGACAAGUACAAGUUAGAACUCUUUAUCUUUCUGUGGAUCCUUACAUGCGUUGUAGAAUGAAUGAAGAUACAGGCACUGAUUAUAUAACACCUUGGCAGCUGUCUCAAGUGGUUGAUGGUGGAGGUAUUGGAGUUAUAGAGGAAAGCAAACACACAAAUUUGACUGAAGGUGAUUUUGUGACUUCCUUCUAUUGGCCCUGGCAAACCAAGGUUAUUCUGGAUGGAAAUAGCCUUGAAAAGGUAGACCCACGACUUGUGGAUGGACACCUUUCAUAUUUUCUUGGAGCUAUAGGUAUGCCUGGUUUGACUUCCUUGAUUGGGAUACAGGAAAAAGGUUAUAUAACUGCUGGAUCUAAUCAGACAUUGGUUGUCAGUGGAGCUGCAGGUGCCUGUGGAUCCUUGGCUGGACAGAUUGGCCGUUUGCUGGGCUGUUCCAGAGUGGUGGGAAUUUGUGGAACACAUGAGAAAUGCGUCCUUUUGACCUCAGAACUUGGCUUUGAUGCUGCAAUUAAUUAUAAAAAAGGGAAUGUGGCAGAACAACUCCGUGAAUCAUGCCCAGCUGGAGUAGAUGUUUACUUUGACAAUGUUGGUGGUGACAUCAGUGAUACAGUGAUAAGUCAGAUGAAUCCGAACAGCCACAUUAUCCUUUGUGGUCAAAUUUCUCAGUACAACAGAGACGUGCCUUAUCCUCCCCCACUACCCCCUGCUGUGGAGGCAGUACAGAAAGAAAGAAACAUCACAAGGGAAAGAUUUCUGGUUUUAAAUUAUAAGGACAAAUUUGAGCCUGGCAUUCUACAGCUGAGUCAAUGGUUUAAAGAAGGAAAGCUAAAGAUCAAAGAGACUGUGAUAAAUGGAUUGGAAAACAUCGGAGCUGCAUUCCAGUCCAUGAUGACUGGAGGUAACAUCGGAAAGCAGAUAGUUUGCAUUUCAGAAGAAAUCUCUUUAUAAUCUCUGUAAAUGUCUUCAUCAAGGAAUUCACACAGCUUUCUUUCCAUUUUGCACAAAGAUUUUUAACAUACAUAAAAAAAUACCCUUAGAAUACAAAUACCUCUUGAUUUAAAUGUGAUCAUAGGUGAUAUUUUCUUAGUUGCAUAACAUAAUUCUUUCCUAUAUCUUCAUUGUCACAUAUACACUCUACAUGCAACAUGAUUAUUUACAAAAAAAACUGAAGUCAACAUUUUUCUUUUUUUGCUAAUGUUUGGAAAAAUGCCAAAAUAAUUUUCUUAUAAGCCUGUUUUGUCCCUGAAGUAAUAUUUUAUCUUUGAAACAAUAUUUGUUUGUUAUACUAGUCUGGCCUCUAAUCACUACUUGCAUUUUUGGCUUCUGUUAACUGAGCUUGCUUAUCUGCCUAGACCACAUGGAUUCUGAGAAAUGAAACUUACUGCUAUGCUAGCCUUGAAAAUGUGUUGCCUAUAAAAGCUUUGUAAGACCUGAGCUCAGGGUCCAGAUUUUCAAGCAUUAGCUUGUCUGGGCCUGGCUGUAUAAUAAAUACCUGACUCUCCAA